Alosa alosa (allis shad) is the source of this 1644-nucleotide messenger RNA. RefSeq names its product aldo-keto reductase family 1, member B1 (aldose reductase), tandem duplicate 2 (gene akr1b1.2). Gene Ontology annotation, cellular component: cytosol. The coding region runs from base 192 to 1142 and encodes 316 amino acids. The record is from RefSeq and is a predicted model, not a curated record. The transcript has 10 exons. Gene Ontology annotation, molecular function: aldose reductase (NADPH) activity. NCBI's taxonomy places the organism in Eukaryota, Metazoa, Chordata, Actinopteri, Clupeiformes, Clupeidae.
AAAAGAUGCUCAACAGAACAGACUACUGAAAGGUCGCUAUUGCUGGUAACCUAAUUUGACCUAAAUGCCACAUAGGCCAAACCAAUCGAUCGCAGACACUUCCGAGGCGAGCUAAGUUCCCGACGAGAGCAGACGGCGACCAUCCGAGUUUCGUUUUUUAAAGUUCGUUGUUUGGCAUCGGUCUUUUAAUAAUGGCAACUUCAGUUAAGUUGAAUACUUGCGCAGAAAUGCCCAUAGUCGGUCUGGGUACCUGGAAGUCUCCCCCAGGUAAAGUCGCGGAGGCGGUCAAGGCUGCUAUCGCUGCCGGCUACCGCCAUAUCGACGGUGCCUAUGUCUACCAGAACGAGACGGAGGUCGGUCAGGGGAUCCACGCCAUGAUCAAAGACGGUGUUGUGAAGAGAGAGGAUCUCUUCGUCGUCAGCAAGCUGUGGUGCACCUUCCAUGACAAGGCGGCCGUAAAGGGGGCGUGUCAGAAGACCCUGAGUGACCUGCAGCUGGACCAGCUGGACCUCUACCUGGUGCACUGGCCAAUGGGCUUUCAGGCUAGCUCUGAAAUGAUUCCUCUGGGAAGUGAUGGAUUAACUCUGAAUGACGACACCAGCUUUGUUGAUACCUGGGAGGCUAUGGAGGAGCUAGUGGACUGUGGACUGGUCAAAGCCAUUGGCGUCUCCAACUUCAACCAGCAGCAGAUUGAGGCCAUCUUGAACAAGCCCGGACUCAAGUACAAGCCUGCCAACAACCAGAUUGAGUGCCAUCCGUACCUGACCCAGGAGAAGCUGAUCAGCUACUGCCACUCAAAAGGCAUCAGUGUGACGGCCUACAGUCCUCUGGGCUCACCAGACAGACCAUGGGCAAAGCCAGAUGAUCCUUCCCUGCUUGAAGACCCAAAUAUCAAAGCCAUCGCUCAGAAGCACAACAAAACCUCGGCCCAGGUUCUGAUCCGGUUCCAAAUCCAGAGGAACGUCAUCGUCAUUCCCAAGUCCAUCACUCCUCAGCGCAUCCAGGAGAACUUUCAGGUCUUUGAUUUUAAGUUGAGUGAUGAGGAGAUGAACACCAUUCUUGGCUUCAACAGAAGCUUCCGGGCCUGUCCCAUGCAGUGGGCAGCCAAGCACAAGGAUUACCCCUUCAACGCCGAGUACUGAUGACCUCAGCACACCACUCCUCUUCAGCUGCUCUGAUUGGCCAGACAAGGAUUACCCCUUCAACGCCGAGUACUGAUGACCUCAGCACACCACUCCUCUUCAGCUGCUCUGAUUGGCCAGACUCUACUCUCCGCUGCUCUGAUUCGCCAGGCUCUACUCUCCGCUGCUCUGUGAUUGGUUGUUUAGUGUGUGUGCUCUAUCUCCGCCUUGUGCCUCAGAAUCCUACACACACACACACACACACACGCACACACACACAUACACACGCACACACCCACACAUACAUACGCACGCACGCACACACACAUCACAUACACACACUGUGGGUGUGCGGGCUGGAUUUAGGGUAGUUUAGAGGAACUCUCACUACUCCCACCUCAGCAUGGACGCCAUGAUGGAUGCGCACACACACACAAUCACACACUCACACCGUAUCCUAACCACACACACACACACACACACACACACACAAACUCACACCGUAUCCUAACCACACACACAC